GAUAUGAAUAUAUUUUUGGAUGAUCCAGAAUUUGCAGAAAUCAUUCUGAGAGCAGAACAAGCUAUAGAGUGUGGAGUUUUUCCAGAAAGAAUCUCUCAAGGAUCCAGUGGGAGUUAUUUCGCCAAGGAUCCAAAAGGGAAAGUUAUUGGAGUGUUCAAACCAAAAUCUGAAGAGCCUUAUGGACAUCUCAAUCCAAAAUGGACCAAAUACUUUCACAAAGUUUGUUGUCCUUGCUGCUUUGGCAGAGGCUGCCUCGUUCCAAAUCAGGGAUACCUCUCUGAAGCUGGUGCCUAUCUAGUGGAUGACAAGCUGGGGUUGGGAGUGGUACCUAAAACUAAGGUUGUCUGGCUUGUCAGUGAGACGUUUAAUUACAGUGCAAUAGAUCGUGCAAAGUCAAGAGGAAAAAAAUAUGCGUUAGAGAAAGUGCCAAAAGUUGCUAAAAAAUUUAAUCGAAUAGGACUACCUCCUAAGGUUGGCUCCCUCCAGCUGUUUGUUGAAGGAUAUAAGGAAGCUGACUACUGGCUCAGGAAGUUUGAAACUGAUCCUUUACCUGAGAACACAAGAAAAGAAUUUCAGUCACAGUUUGAAAGAUUGGUUAUCUUGGAUUAUGUCAUCAGAAAUACAGACAGAGGUAAUGAUAACUGGUUAGUCAGGUACGAAAAACAAGAUGAUGGACUUGAUCUGUCAGAUAAGGAUAGCCAGUGGACUAUAACUAAGGAAUCUACUAUUAAAAUUGCUGCAAUUGACAAUGGUUUAGCAUUUCCAUUUAAGCAUCCUGAUGAGUGGAGGGCAUAUCCCUUUCACUGGGCUUGGUUGUCUCAAGCAAAAGUUCCUUUCUCUCAGGAGACGAGAGACUUAGUUCUUCCUCGCAUUUCUGAUAUGAACUUCGUACAGGAUCUCUGUGAAGAUCUUUAUGAACUAUUUAAGACUGAUAAAGGAUUUGACAAGGCUACCUUUGAAAACCAAAUGUCCGUUAUGAGGGGGCAGAUACUAAACCUCACUCAGGCGUUGAAGGAUGAAAAGAGUCCCAUUCAGCUUGUUCAGAUGCCACGUGUGAUUGUGGAGCGAAGUAGCACUGGAAGUCAGGGCCGAAUUGUUCACCUGGGUAAUGCGUUCACACAGACCUUUCAUAGCCGGAAGCCUUUCUUUUCCUCCUGGUAGCCAGAAAAGGAGUUUUUCUUAACUGUAGAAAGCUACUUCUGUGUAAAGGCUCUGCAAUAACGUACUUCUGCUGUAUGCCAAGAGCUCUGACUGCCGGCACCUCAGAACUUAAUUUCUAAAGACUUAAGAAAUGUAUUUUGAAUGUAAUAAAAGUUUACAAUUUUUGUCUCAAAAUUGUGAAUUCUUAUGUCAGGGAAUGAAAAGAACUUGUCCAUACUGUAUUUUUAUAGACUAAAUUAAUGUAUUCUGCAUAAUAUUCUGAAUAAGGGAAGAUGCAGUCUGCAUAUGCUGAGAAACUACUUUUGAAUCCAACAGGAAUUCUUUUUGUUUAAUAUAAAUGUGAGGACCUGUACACUACCAAUUUCUUUUUAUAUUUUCAUUUAAAAAAAAAAAAGGUGCAGAAUGUUAUCUUUGAUUGUGCAAAUGCUUUUCCUUGGAAUUUCUUCCUGAUAUUUUAAGCUGUUUAUAGAUUUUUUUUCAUAGGCUAGUUACUUGAAAA
Molecule: messenger RNA, 1660 nt
Organism: Eurypyga helias (sunbittern)
Lineage: Eukaryota; Metazoa; Chordata; Aves; Eurypygiformes; Eurypygidae
Gene: PI4K2B
Product: phosphatidylinositol 4-kinase type 2 beta
Exons: 9
Coding region: 4-1161 (385 amino acids)
Biological process (GO): phosphatidylinositol phosphate biosynthetic process; Golgi organization; endosome organization
Cellular component (GO): plasma membrane; trans-Golgi network; endosome
Molecular function (GO): 1-phosphatidylinositol 4-kinase activity
Source: RefSeq, a predicted model, not a curated record